CUCCCCAUCUCCUUCUUUAUCCUCUAUUCUCCUUCUACCGCUGCUUGAAGGGCACCAGUUCUACCGUUUGCCAACUUCCUCGGCUUCUUUACAUGCGUCGAAGCAAUGCACGCCUAGCGGCGACAAGCCUCUUCGUCCUCUUCUGUCUCCUUCCUUCCGCAUCGGCAGAUGACGUACAGCUCCAACCUGACUCGGCGCUGGCGUACGUUCCCUCUCUCGGCGGCAAUGCAGCCGUGACAGCAGUGUAUGGAAUACUUUGCCUCCUUCUCUUCUUCUGGACCUUCAAGAAUCGGGCAUGGUGGGCGCUUUGUGAGCCUAUUGGCGCUGCCUUCUCAUGCUUGGGCUACGGAUUACGACUACUCUUGCGACAGAACUCCCAACAAGGCAGCCGUGCCGUCUUCAUUCCCAUGUAUCUGUUCGUGAUUCUGUCGCCGGCCGCGUUCCUCGCAUUCAACUAUAUUCUCGGAGGCAGGCUCAUCGUCGCCGUCACGGCCAUGACACCUGCGAAUGCGCAAGACGUGUCUCUAGUACGCGGGCCAGAGAACGCGAAAAGAGUAGGCUGCUGUGGCUCUCGGAAAGCAAAACCCUCUCCUUCGACUCCUACUCGGAAAGGACUUUCACAACGCUCCCCCCUCUCCAUGAUACCUCCUCGUCUGUAUACCCUGAUCUUCGUUCUUUCUGAUGUGUUGACCUUCCUCAUACAAGCCGCUGGCGGCGCUAUGCAAACCAGCAACGACUAUGCUUCUAUCAAGACGGGUGGCAACAUCUUCCUUGCCGGAGUCAUCUUGCAAACGGUAUCGUACCUCUUUUUCUUCUCGGUGAUACUCCAGGCGCACUGGAAGUUGUACAAGUGCGACCCCGAGAGAUAUUCGAUGGUCAAAGGCAUCAAACGGCGCGAACCUGCGAUCACCGUGCUCGUCACUCUGUACGUGACCGGCAUCCUCAUCAUCAUACGAAGCCUCUUCAGGGUUGUGGAGAACGGCCAGGGCUACAACGGGACGCUGUACACACAUGAGAUCUACUCUUUUACUCUCGAUGCCUUGCCACUCCUUCUCGUCUUAGCGGUCUACGUGCUCCUCUGGCCCUCCAGACCGCUAAGUCGCGUGGAGCCUUCAGACGCUGUUGUGCACUAUUUGCAAGCGAUGUCUCGGGGCAAGACCUCGUCGACCUCCUCAAUCGAGAUGUCGCAGGCGAAUAGGGACGGACUGUGAUGAGUACUUCUGCAGCUGCUAGUGUCUUGUCCAAGUUCCCAGAAUUGCCUCUCAUUGUACAAUUAGAACCUCAUUGUCGUGACAUAGACCUCCAGACGUACAUAAUGACCUUCACUUCACUACACCAUCUGGACCUGCGCCUCUCCUUCCACCCUGAUCAAUUGUGACUUGGCAUUCCUCCUCCUG
This is a messenger RNA of Microstroma glucosiphilum, 1397 nucleotides long. RefSeq lists its product as hypothetical. The coding region runs from base 93 to 1211 and encodes 372 amino acids. NCBI's taxonomy places the organism in Eukaryota, Fungi, Basidiomycota, Exobasidiomycetes, Microstromatales, Microstromataceae. The record is from RefSeq and is a predicted model, not a curated record. The transcript has a single exon. Gene Ontology annotation, cellular component: fungal-type vacuole; plasma membrane.